Talpa occidentalis (Iberian mole) is the source of this 917-nucleotide messenger RNA. Its product is annotated as nascent polypeptide-associated complex subunit alpha, muscle-specific form-like. The coding region runs from base 65 to 916 and encodes 283 amino acids. NCBI's taxonomy places the organism in Eukaryota, Metazoa, Chordata, Mammalia, Eulipotyphla, Talpidae. The transcript is spliced from 3 exons. The record is from RefSeq and is a predicted model, not a curated record.
GCAACCACAUCCUAGCGACAGCAUUUGGCCAGCUCAGUUUACUAGACACAGUCAGCAGAAGAAGAUGUUCUGCUGCUGGCCCCUGAAGCUCAGAUGCUUCAGCUUCAGGAAAACCCAGAGGGUGAGACUUACUGAUGGUUCCCAUGGCCAGCUCAGCCCUCCUGGCCGCUCUUUCUGGCCAUUUCGCAAGAGGCAAAAAAAGGGGAGACAAUCUACGUGCACACCUAAGGAGGAACGUUGGGGAGACUCCCCAACGUUCCUCCCCAGUAAGAAGGGACCCCGUCACCGUGCAGCACCGGGUAAGAGUGGCAGGUCCUGGGUACCAUACCUGGAGCCCCUGGUGGAGGAGAAUGAAGAAGAUCUGACCGAGGUUGCCAUAGAGGGGAAGCCACCAGGAGGACCAGAGGCAACUUCAGGACGUACGGGGGUUCCUGAGGCCACUCCACCCCGGCUUGGGGAAGGAGAAAACAGCCAGGACCCCAGCAGGAUAUCUGUUUGUCCUGAGCACACCCCACCCUGGCUGGGGGAGGGAGAACCCAGCCAGAAGCCCUCCGUUAUGGCCGAGGGUCCUGAGUCCACCCCACCCUGCGUGGGGGAGGGUGAGCCCUACCCAGACCCUGGCAUGACCCCCGCAGGUCCAGAGGCCACCCGAACCCGGCUGGUGGGAGGAGGACCUGGCCACUUCCCCGCCAUAAACCCCAUGGGUCCAGAGCCCUCCCCACCCUGGUUGAGGGACGGAGAAAUCAACCAGGACCCCACUGUGACCCCCACGGCUCUUCAGCCCACCCUAACCUGGCUGGGGAAGGGUGAACACACUCGGGACGUAUCCCCAUUCAUCACUGACUACCCGAUAAUGCGUUUAGUUUUAUUUUUCACUUUUAUUUUUAUUCUUGCUUGGUGUUUUUUUUGUUUUUAAA